UUUUCUCUCGCCCAUCGCAUGCAUGCUUGCACGCCCGGAUUUUCUAGAACCACGUGUGUAGUCAAGUUAUUUUUCUCGUGGUGUUUCUUUUUAAAUCAUUAAUUAAAAGGCUCAGAGCCUCCAAAAGAGCACCAUGGCCUUAAGUGAUAAAAUUCUCAAAAGGAAGUUGAAGAAAACGGAGAAAACAAAACUGAAAAUCGUUCAACAGAAAGAGCAAGAAAGACAGCAGGAACAAAUCGAUAAUGGAGAUAGUGAAGGAACAGAAGAGGAAUCAACAUCGUUAGUUGGAAAGAAAAGGCCGACAGAUCAGGAAGCUAAACAAAAAAUAAAUAAGAAAAAGAAGAAGGCAAUAGAAGACGUUAGCACCACAAACGGUGAUGUCCCUGAAAGUUCUGAGGACAUAGGGCAAAAAUUGCCAGGUUCAGAUGGAGGAUUGGAAGCCCUGCAAGACAGGAGUUUCAGUACCUUGGAGGGCAAGGUUUGCGAGGCCACCCUUAAGGGCAUUGCCGAAAUGGGAUUCACUGAGAUGACUGAGAUCCAGGCCAAGUCCAUUCCUCCACUUUUAGAGGGCAGGGACUUAGUGGGCUCAGCUAAAACUGGCUCUGGCAAGACCUUGGCCUUCCUUGUCCCGGCCGUUGAACUCAUCUACAAGCUUCACUUUAUGCCCAGGAAUGGGACGGGAGUGGUGGUAAUCUCGCCCACCAGAGAGUUGGCCAUGCAAACCUUUGGCGUCCUUCGAGAACUGAUGCAGUACCACCAGCACACUUUUGGUCUCAUCAUGGGAGGUGCCAAUCGACAGGCAGAAGCUCAAAAAUUGGCGAAAGGUGUGAAUAUCAUUGUGGCCACUCCAGGUCGUCUAUUGGAUCACCUCCAGGGAACCCCGGAAUUUCUGUACAAAAAUCUCCAAUGUUUAAUUAUUGACGAAGCCGACAGAAUUCUGGACAUUGGUUUUGAAGAAGAACUCAAACAAAUCAUCAAUCUAUUGCCCAAACGCAGACAAACGAUGCUGUUCAGUGCAACAACCACGGCAAAAACGCAAGCUCUGACCAAACUGGCCUUGAAGAAGGAACCCUUCUACGUUGGGGUUGAUGACCUAAAGGACACGGCCACUGUCGAAGGUCUUGAGCAGGGCUAUGUGGUGUGUCCGUCAGAGAAGAGAUUUUUGUUGUUGUUCACCUUUUUGAAGAAAAACAGGAAGAAGAAGGUUAUGGUCUUCUUCAGCACCUGCAUGUCUGUCAAGUUCCACCACGAACUGCUCAAUUACAUUGACUUACCAGUUAUGAGCAUCCAUGGCAAACAAAAGCAGACAAAGCGGACAACAACCUUUUUCCAGUUCUGCAAUGCAGACAGUGGCAUUUUGCUGUGCACUGACGUUGCUGCCAGAGGUCUGGACAUUCCAGCGGUCGAUUGGAUCGUGCAGUUUGACCCUCCCGAUGACCCAAAAGAGUAUAUUCACAGGGUGGGCAGAACUGCCAGAGGUGAGGGCAGCAGAGGCCACGCCCUGCUCAUUCUGCGCCCAGAGGAGCUUGGCUUCCUCAGGUACCUGAAGCAGGCCAGGGUGCCCCUCAACGAGUUCGACUUCACCUGGAACAAAAUUGCGGACAUUCAGCUCCAGUUGGAAAAAUUGAUCGGAAAGAACUACUUCCUCAACCAGUCUGCAAGGGAGGCGUACAAAGCGUAUGUCCGCGCGUACGACUCAAACUCACUGAAAAACAUCUAUGACGUUGAGACCUUGGACUUGCCCAAGGUGGCCAAAUCCUUUGGCUUCUUGUCCGCACCUUCUGUUGAUCUAAAAGUGAACAGCAGCAAGGCCAACAGGCCCCGUAAAAAGGAAAUGGGCCAGCGAAGGGUCAAACCGAGGGACCCCAAGAGGUUUUCCAGGCACUGACCAGCGCCGUAAGAGUUUCUUUUAACAUUGCUUGUAUCUUAAAAUACACACCAUAUUAUUAUAAAUGCGCAUAUUUUUUCGUCUUAAUAUUUCAAAUAAAGGAAACAAAAAAAGAGGGCGUUAAAUGUGUUCUUAUGAAUUUUGUUGCGUGUGCUGGACAUGAGAAUUUUCUUCAGGAAAGAAAGAGUGCGUAAAACGCUCCUCCCUUUGCUCGCAGGCAGCAAU
Molecule: messenger RNA, 2113 nt
Organism: Neocloeon triangulifer
Lineage: Eukaryota; Metazoa; Arthropoda; Insecta; Ephemeroptera; Baetidae
Gene: pit
Product: probable ATP-dependent RNA helicase pitchoune
Exons: 9
Coding region: 134-1888 (584 amino acids)
Biological process (GO): maturation of LSU-rRNA from tricistronic rRNA transcript (SSU-rRNA, 5.8S rRNA, LSU-rRNA)
Cellular component (GO): nucleolus
Molecular function (GO): RNA helicase activity; nucleic acid binding; ATP binding
Source: RefSeq, a predicted model, not a curated record